Suricata suricatta (meerkat) is the source of this 1506-nucleotide messenger RNA. RefSeq names its product cholesterol 7-alpha-monooxygenase. Lineage: Eukaryota; Metazoa; Chordata; Mammalia; Carnivora; Herpestidae. The coding region runs from base 1 to 1506 and encodes 501 amino acids. The transcript has 6 exons. Gene Ontology annotation, biological process: cholesterol homeostasis; cellular response to glucose stimulus; cholesterol catabolic process. The record is from RefSeq and is a predicted model, not a curated record. Gene Ontology annotation, molecular function: iron ion binding; cholesterol 7-alpha-monooxygenase activity; heme binding.
AUGACGACCGUAUCUUUGAUUUGGGGGAUUGUCAUAGCAGUAUGCUGUGGUUUAUGGCUUAUUCUUGGAAUGAGGAGAAGACAAAUGGGCGAACCCCCUCUGGAGAAUGGAUUGAUUCCCUACCUGGGAUGUGCUCUCCAAUUUGGUGCUAAUCCUCUUGAGUUCCUGAGAGCAAGUCAGAAGAAACAUGGCCCUGUUUUCACCUGCAGAUUGAUGGGGAACUAUGUCCACUUCCUUACAAAUCCCUUGUCAUACCAGAAGGUGCUGUGCCAUGGGAAGUACUUGGACUGGAAAAAGUUUCACUUCACUACUUCUGCAAAGGUGUUUGGACACAGAAGCAUCGACCCGAGUGAUGGAAAUACCACUGAAAACAUAAACAAAACUUUCAUCAAAACCCUGCAGGGCGAUGCCUUGAAUUCGCUCACGGAAGCCAUGCUGGAGAACCUCCAACUGGUCAUGCGACAUCCGCUGGGGGCUCAAUCGAAGACGCCUGCGUGGGGGACAGAAGGGAUGUAUUCCUUCUGCUACCGAGUGAUGUUUGAGGCUGGGUAUUUAACUCUCUUUGGCAAAGAUCUUACAGGGCAAGACGCCCAGAAAGCACUUAUUCUCAAUAAACUUGACCACUUCAAGCAGUUUGACAAAAUCUUCCCGGCUCUGGUAGCAGGCCUCCCCAUUCACGUGUUCAAGACCGCACACCACGCUCGGGAAAAACUGGCAGAGGGCUUGCGACACGAGAACCUCGGAAAGAGAGACCACAUCUCAGAGCUGGUCAGGUUUCUGAACGACAUGCUUUCCACCUUAGACGACGUGGAGAAGGCUAAGACACACCUCGCAGUCCUCUGGGCAUCGCAAGCAAACACCAUCCCGGCGACUUUCUGGAGCCUAUUUCAAACCAUCAGGAGCCCUGAAGCAUUGAGAGCAGCUACUGAAGAAGUGAAUAAAACACUAGAAAAUGCUGGCCAAAAAAUCAGCUUGGAAGGCAGUCCUAUUUGUCUGAAUCAAAUGCAACUGAAUGACAUGCCUGUGUUAGAUAGUAUCAUCAAGGAGUCUCUGAGGCUUGCCAGCGCCUCCCUGAACAUCCGGACUGCUAAAGAAGAUUUCACUUUGCAUCUCCAGGACGGUUCCUAUAACAUCCGCAAAGAUGACAUCAUUGCCCUCUAUCCGCAGCUAAUGCAUUUAGAUCCAGAAAUCUACCCAGACCCUUUGACUUUUAAAUACGAUCGAUAUCUUGAUGAAAAUGGGAAGACGAAGACCGCCUUCUACAGUAACGGAAUCAAGUUAAAGUAUUACUACAUGCCCUUUGGGUCGGGAGCCACCAUUUGUCCCGGAAGACUAUUUGCUGUGCAGGAAAUCAAGCAGUUUUUGAUUCUGAUGCUCUCCUAUUUUGAACUAGAGCUUGUGGAGAGUCGUGUUAAAUGUCCCCCUUUGGACCAGUCCCGCGCAGGCUUGGGCGUUUUACCACCAUUGAAUGAUAUUGAGUUUAAAUAUAAAUUCAAACAUUUGUGA